Molecule: messenger RNA, 2299 nt
Organism: Galleria mellonella (greater wax moth)
Lineage: Eukaryota; Metazoa; Arthropoda; Insecta; Lepidoptera; Pyralidae
Product: oligoribonuclease, mitochondrial
Exons: 3
Coding region: 131-775 (214 amino acids)
Cellular component (GO): mitochondrion
Molecular function (GO): nucleic acid binding; 3'-5'-RNA exonuclease activity
Source: RefSeq, a predicted model, not a curated record
GUUAUUAGUAAUAUCUUCUGUAGUCUUGUUCUUGGUUUGUUUUUUUUUUUAUAUUGAAUUUUUUCUAAUUGCUCCUGCACGAGGAAGUUUUACAUUUAUAAAUCAAUAGUGGGUAUAAUUAUAAUCAUAAAUGAAUUUAUUUCGCCAAUAUUUAUUUUCAUCUAUUAGUGUUUUACAGAAAUCUUUACGCUAUAAUUCAAAUUUAAAUCCACUUUUAAAUAUGGCAAAAAGUGAAGCCAAGAGGAUUGUAUGGGUGGAUUUAGAGAUGACGGGUCUUGAUAUUGAUAAAGACCACAUCCUUGAGAUAGCGUGCUUAGUAACUGAUGGUGAUCUUAAUGUCGUAGCAACUGGCCCUAACAUAGUAGUUCAUCAGCCUGAUAAUAUCCUAGCGAACAUGAACUCCUGGUGUGUGGCCCAACAUGGUGAGAGUGGAUUGACGGAGGCUAGUAGAAACUCUAAAGUGUCUAUUCAAGAUGCCGAGAAGAAAGUACUAGAGUUUGUCCGAAGACAUGCACCUGAAAAGAAAUGUCCCAUGGGUGGGAACAGUGUCUAUAUGGAUCGUUUGUUUAUCAGAAAAUAUAUGCCCAAACUCGAUAGUUAUUUACAUUACAGAAUAAUAGACGUGAGCACUCUCAAAGAAUUAGCUAAACGUUGGUACAAAAAGGAGUAUGCAGAUUUGCCACAAAAAAAGUUCAGGCAUCGAUCAAUAGAUGAUAUUCUUGAAAGUAUACAAGAGCUCAAAUAUUACAAAGAGACUAUAUUUAAGUCCUUGUAAUUAUUUAUAGACAUUUCCUUUUGUACUUUCAUUUUCAACUGUCUUCAAAAAGGAGACUCUCGAUUCAAUUGUAGUAUGUAUUUGUAAGGCACAAUCCCUUGGUCCAGGAUGACAUCUGCAGACUAACUUUUUUAUAAAUUACCCACCUUAGUAUAUAAUACAUUAUAAAUGCGUUUGCUAUAAACUGAUUUAGAAAAUUUUUAUCAGAAAGAAUUUUUUUUAUACAACUUAGAAUGGCAAACAAGCUAACGGCCCACCUGAUGGAAAGUGGUAACUGUCGCCUAUAGACAUGAGCAGUACCAUGGACAUAACAGACUAUACUGUUUCGCCCAUGAUACCCCCCCAUGCAUUGCCAAUCCUGAGGACUCAGGUGUUAUUCCUUUGUACCCAGUAAAUGCACGCCUUAUCCCACCCUUCAAACCGAAACACAGCCAUGCAAACACAACUGCUUCACGGUUGAAACACGAAUGGGAUAGAGAUACCCAAGCAAUCGACUUUUGUACAAAGUCUCCCUCUGGUAGACUCUGGUAGUAGAAAGAAUAUACUUACUCACAAACUUUAUUUUACUGGUGCCAGAAUUGAAGUCCGUUUGUUUGGAAUACAAUUUUAAAUUAUCUAUCAAACUAUGAAUUUAGUGUGGAAAAGGAUGAGAUAAUCAAUAACAAUAAUUAAAAAAUAAUUAGAAUUAAUAACUUUACUACACACAAUUGCGUUGUACUUUGAACUUUUACCAUGAAAUUGUGUUUAGCGUUUUAAGAAUAAACGGGUAAAUAUUGUAAAUAUGAAUAAUAAAAGUAUAGUCAUAUGAAAUAAUAGGAUCUAACAGCUAGUUCCCUCUGCCUACUAGGCGAGAAUAUGUAAUUUUUUUAAUAAUAAAAAAUUUUUAAUAUACAUACAUUCUUUCGGGACAUAUUGGAGGUCGUUAAUCCUUAUUUAGAGUAAAUUUAUAUUGCUUCUCUGGUUUAUGGAAAUCAAAUAUAUAAGAAAAUAGUUACGAAUUUUGUCAAAUAAUAAGGUACUGAUAUCUAAUAUUCCUGAUCUUGGGCGGGAGGGGGGUUGUUAAUAAUGCGCACUACCAGUCUCAUUGUUAGCAAUAUGCCCAAAAAGAUCGACCUCCACGUGGUCCCCCUUGGAAACCAUCGUACUGAAUUCCAAGUGAAUUCAUCACGAUGGGCUAAUCGACCUGCUUUUUCAUUCUCAUCUAUCAUCUCUCACUGGUGCCCCGCCAGUGUAUACCGAUAGCGCAGGCGGGGUUACCAUUCCAUUAUCAUUCAUUAAAGAAAAUAUUACUGAUCAAAUUUAAAUAAAUUUUAUAUAAUGAAUUUUUUAAACAUGUAGUUAAUAUAAUAGUGAUCAUAGGAUAGAACUUUUGGUAGCUGUUCAUUUGCUUGAAAAUUGUAGUGUAUGGUCAGUAUGAUCAAAAACUCAUUACUUAUAUCAUGUUGCUAUGUGUAUCUAGAAAAAUAGAAUAAUUUUGUAAACAGUAAGUAGUUAAAUGUCUUAAUAAUAAAAUUGUCUGUGUCA